UUCGGUUCGGUCGCGGAACGGGGGGCAUCAGAUGUUUUGGGAAACGAAGCCGGAAGGCGGGCGCGGGGUGUCUGCACCGCGGUGUCUGGGGAGAGCGCUCCGGGCCGCGCCCGGGGCCGAGGAACUUCCAGGGCGGCUUUGGUGGUCUUGGCGCUUUGUUUCUAUUUUAAAAUCCGCUUGAGAGAGUCUCACCCCGGGAGAAGUUAACCGAAAGCCGGCAUUACCAGCACCGGGGAGAGGCCGGGUCCUGGCGACCCCCCUGCGCCCUCGCCGCCGGCCACGCUCCCUAGAGCCGCCCGUCUCCCCGCAGCGCCCGCAGGGGCGCGCUGGUCGCCGGGGUUUAGGGAGGGGGCGUCGCGCCGAGGCGGGGGCGUGUGCCUGUCCGGGUGUCUGCGAGGACCCCGAGCCGCACCAGGGUCUCUGGGCUCCGGUGGCGCGAGGAAAGGAACGCGCUUUGGGAGGAAACCCGAGGCUGACGUCGGUGUGAGGGAACCUGGAAGCGGGCAGUGUGAGACUGUCUUCCCUGCGACUCCGGGAUGUCACCGCUCGCGCUUCCCCAUCGCCCCUCCAGGGAGCAAACCGGGGAACGUGGGCCGGGUGUUCACACGCGAGUUUGGAAGCGAGGGAUUCCAGGCACAUCUGCAACACAGAGCUGUCAGAGGCCUUCGCGCGCGAGACCUUUGGUACCUUUUUACCCUCUCCUUGCACUCGGGAGGCCGGUAGUGUAGAAGGUGGACACGCUUACUUCCUCUUAGAACUUCGGAAGUGAAAGAGACCUGGAAAUGAGAGUAUGCCGCUUUCUAAUGGAAAUGGCUUUGUUAGGUGCUCCCAGUGCCUGCCGGCACCCGAGUCAGGGUUUUCUCUGCUUUCAGAGAUCAGUUCUAUUCAUUUUUAGGGCAGGGACUGGAAACAGGUGGGAAUAAAUCUUAGUUUUGAGUCAGUGGCGUUGAUGUAGAGAAGAGACUGUUUUCAGGGAGAGCAAGUUCUGUACAUUUCUCGGGACUCCUGUUAGUUGAGACCACGUGCCUGUUAAUCAUGGGCAUCUUCACGUCCCUUGGCCACCGUUGGAGAAGUGACCCCCAUCUCAUCACCAUCUAUGAGACUGUCGUCUGGGAGGUGUUGGCCGAGCGCUUGUGUAGCUGCCAAAUGCUGUUAAAUCAGCUGAGAGAAAUCACGGGCAUUCAGGACCCUUCCUUCCUUCAAGAAGCUCUGAAGGCCAGUAAUGGUGACAUCACUCUGGCAGUCAGUCUUCUCACAGAUGAAAGGGUGAAGGAGCCCAGUCAGGACCCUGUUGCUACAGAACCAUCUGAGGCAGAGCGGAGUGCUGCCAACAAAGAAGUAUUAGCAAAAGUAAUAGACCUUACUCAUGAGAACAAAGAUGAUCUUCAGGCUGCCAUUGCUUUGAGUCUACUGGAGUCCCCCAAAGUUCAAACUGAUGGAAGAGAUCUUAACAGGAUGCACGAGGCAACCUCUGCAGAAACUAAACGCUCAAAGAGGAAACGCUGUGAAGUCUGGGGAGAAAAUCCCAAUCCCAAUGACUGGAGGCGAGUCGAUGGUUGGCCAGUUGGGCUGAAAAAUGUUGGCAAUACAUGUUGGUUUAGUGCUGUUAUUCAGUCUCUUUUUCAAUUGCCUGCAUUUCGAAGACUUGUUCUCAGCUACAGCCUGCCACAGAGUGUACUUGAAAAUUGUCCCAGUCACACCGAAAAGAGAAAUAUCAUGUUUAUGCAAGAGCUUCAGUAUUUGUUUGCUCUGAUGAUGGGAUCAAAUCGCAAAUUUGUAGACCCUUCGGCAGCCCUCGAUCUCUUAAAGGGAGCAUUCCGAUCACCGGAGGAACAGCAGCAAGAUGUGAGUGAAUUCACACACAAGCUUCUGGAUUGGCUGGAGGAUGCAUUCCAGCUCGCUGUUAAUGCUAACAGCAAUCCCAAGAACAAAUCUGAAAAUCCAAUGGUGCAGCUAUUCUACGGUACUUUCCUCACUGAAGGGGUUCGUGAAGGAAAGCCCUUUUGUAACAAUGAGACCUUCGGCCAGUAUCCCCUUCAGGUAAAUGGCUAUCACAACUUAGACGAAUGUUUGGAAGGGGCCAUGGUGGAGGGUGACAUUGAGCUGCUUCCUUCCGACCAUUCAGUGAAGUACGGACAAGAGUGUUGGUUUACAAAACUACCUCCAGUGUUAACCUUUGAACUCUCAAGAUUUGAGUUCAAUCAGUCCCUUGGUCAGCCAGAGAAAAUUCACAAUAAGCUGGAGUUUCCUCAGAUUAUUUAUAUGGACAGAUACAUGUACAGAAGCAAAGAGCUUAUUCGAAGUAAGAGAGAGAGUAUUCGAAAGUUGAAGGAGGAAGUGAAAGUCCUGCAGCAAAAACUGGAAAGGUAUGUGAAGUAUGGCUCGGGCCCAGCCCGGUUCCCACUCCCCGACAUGUUGAAAUACGUGAUUGAAUUUGCUAGUACAAAACCUGCCUCAGAAAGCUCUACGUCUCAGAGUGACACAAGCAUGACAGCACCACUUUCUCCAGAGCAUUGCCCGGUAUCUGACCUGACAUCUAAGGAAAGCACAAGUAAAGAAAGCUCUUCUCAGGACGUUGAAAGCACCUUUUCUGGAGACUGUCUACACAAGUCUACUACAGUGACUACGCCACUGGCAUCUUCCCGGUCUCCUGUGUCAAUGCCUGCACACCCGGCUCCCCGAGCAGUCACAGAGGAGGAGAUCAACUUUGUUAAGACCUGUCUUCAGAGGUGGAGGAGUGAGAUUGAACAGGAUAUACAAGAUUUAAAGAACUGUAUUGCAAGCACUACCCAGACUAUCGAGCAGAUGUACUGUGAUCCUCUCCUUCGCCAGGUGCCUUAUCGCUUGCAUGCGGUGCUUGUUCAUGAAGGACAAGCAAACGCUGGACACUACUGGGCCUAUAUCUACAAUCAGCCCCGGCAGGUCUGGCUCAAGUACAAUGACAUCUCUGUGACCGAAUCUUCCUGGGAAGAACUUGAAAGAGAUUCCUACGGAGGCCUGAGAAAUGUCAGUGCUUACUGUCUGAUGUACAUUAACGAUAAGCUACCCCACUUCAGUGCAGAAGCAGUCGCAAAUGAAUCAGAUCAGAUGUUAGGAGAAUUGGAAGCCUUAUCUCUUGAACUUAAGCAUUACGUUCAGGAAGAUAACUGGAGAUUUGAACAAGAAGUAGAGGAGUGGGAAGAAGAGCAGUCUUGCAAAAUUCCUCAAAUGGAAUCUACCAACUCAACAUCACAGGAUUUCUCUACACCACAAGAGCCUUCAGGAGCCUCUGCGCACGGGGUUCGCUGCCUGUCGUCCGAGCACGCUGUGAUUGUCAAGGAGCAGACCGCCCAGGCCAUUGCAAACACCGCGCAUGCCUACGAGAAGAAUGGCGUCGAGGCAGCCUUGAGUGAGGAAGCUGAACCCAAGAAUCCCCUGCCCCCGGAAACAGACUUUGCAGAGCAGUCAGAGCAGCCCCCAGAGGCUCGCGAUGCAGACUCUGCCGCCCCGCCUCACUCUGAGGUGUCUGAAGUCGAGAUUCCCAGUGUGGGGAGGAUUCUGGUUAGAGCUGAUGCAGACGGAUAUGAUGAGGAGGUGAUGCUGAGCCCUGCCAUGCAAGGGGUCAUCCUGGCCAUAGCUAAAGCCCGUCAGACCUUUGACCGAGAUGGGUCUGAAGCAGGGCUUAUUAAGGCAUUCCACGAAGAGUACUCCAGGCUCUACCAGCUGGCCAAGGAGGCGCCCUCCUCUCACAGCGACCCUCGGCUGCAGCACGUGCUCGUCUACUUCUUCCAGAAUGAAGCACCCAAAAGGGUGGUGGAGCGGACCCUUCUGGAACAGUUUGCAGAUAAAAAUCUGAGCUAUGAUGAAAGGUCCAUCAGCAUCAUGAAGGUGGCGCAAGCUAAGCUGAAGGAGAUCGGUCCAGACGACAUGAAUAUGGAGGAGUACAAGAGGUGGCAUGAAGAUUAUAGUUUGUUUCGAAAGGUGUCUGUGUAUCUCCUGACAGGCCUGGAACUCUAUCAGAAAGAAAAAGAAUCUGCAGCUGUGCUUAGGGGAAUUUCUACCCAGGCUUCUAGAUCCUUCUGCAGAAAUCAUUGUAUUGAAGGAGCCUCCAACUAUUCGACCCAAUUCUCCCUAUGACCUUUGCAGCCGGUUUGCAGCCGUCAUGGAGUCGAUUCAAGGGGUUUCAGCUGUGACCGUGAACUAAGCGGUCAUGUGUUCAGGGCCUGCCCUGGUCUUGGUUGCCUGCCCGUUGAACAGAAGUCUGUUGCCCAGUGUUUACCUUGGGAGAGGAAUUAGGUGAAAAGGAAGAUCCAGAUCCAGACCCCAACCAUGCUGUGUGUGUAACAGGAUUGGAAAUAAAACUGCCCUUUUCAGGAGCAGACUCACUGCCGCGCUUUCCUGAAAGAGGCAGGGGCAGCGAGAGGGGUGUUGAAUUAUGCGGGAGACCCGAGGGGGCCUCUUCUACCCACAGGAAUGCGUGUGCUUUUCUAAGCCUCUGCCACUUUUUAAAUUGCCCUUCAGCCAUCAAUAUUUUUGACAGAAUAGAAGGGUGAGCCAUCGGAACCUGAACCAGAUGAACAGCUCCUCCUUAUUACAGAUGACAUUUGAAAAUUCUUAACUGCCAGAGAUAAGAAAUAGAAACCUCGCCUGGCUCUUGGCAGGAUGGCAAGUCAGGUUACUGAUAAACCACUGCCCUUUUACGUGUGGGUAGAAUACAAGGUCAUGUGGCCAGAAGAUGCGGAAAAGUCAGAAGAAAGCUGCCUCUCCUUUCUUCUCUCUCUUUUAUUUAUAUUUUUAAUUAAACCAGAAAACCUCCUGAGUGACAGAAAGGAAAGCAUGAAGGACGUUAGAUGGAAUAACAUUGUGAAACUUGACUAACGGUAGUGGGUUUGUGUGGUUUUCUUUUUUAAAUGGGAAAGUGAAUGUAUGUAAACUCUCGGGUGUUUCCUACUGUUGAUCCUGUUCUUUUUGGUGAGGGAGCCUUUAUUUUAUUUUUUUAAUUUAAGUAUAGUUGGUAUACAAUAUUAUAUUAGUUUCAGGUGUACAGUAUAGGGAGUCGACAUUUAUAUGCCCACGAUGUGAUCAUCGUGCUAAGUCUAGUAACCAUCUGUCACCAUGCAAACUUACCACAAUAUUACUGGCUGUAUUUCCCUUUACCUGUUUCACUCAUCCCUCCCAGUACCACCAUCCCCAACAAAACAAAACAAAAACAGGCCCAUAGAAACAGAAAUCAAACUGAUGGUUAAAGAUGGCAUUUUUAUAAUUGUUAACCAUUUAAUUUUCGAGGGCCUGAAAAUCGUCAGAAACAUGUCUAAGGCUGCUGCUGACCCAAAAGAACAUUUUGAUGCCCUCUCCCUUUUUGUUUUGGAAAAAUAAAGGAUGUGGGUUUGUAAAAAGAAAAAGAAAUCUAUGUGUAUAUUUAGAGAAAUAUCUCCUGUUGACCAUUUUUAAAAGGCUCCAGUUUGGAUAUUGUGUUUUAACGGAAUUUGCAAAUUAAAGGAAUUGUGGGAGGGAAGAACACUUGAUACCACUAUGCAGAUUUUAUAAAUGUGCAAUAAAAGCAUUUGUUUUACCUUU
Messenger RNA from Myotis myotis, 5556 nucleotides. It is a transcript of the gene USP28, whose product is annotated as ubiquitin specific peptidase 28. Gene Ontology annotation, molecular function: protein binding; cysteine-type endopeptidase activity; cysteine-type deubiquitinase activity. Gene Ontology annotation, biological process: regulation of protein stability; protein deubiquitination; DNA damage checkpoint signaling. The transcript has 24 exons. Gene Ontology annotation, cellular component: cytosol; nucleus. The coding region runs from base 1036 to 4116 and encodes 1026 amino acids. The record is from RefSeq and is a predicted model, not a curated record. NCBI's taxonomy places the organism in Eukaryota, Metazoa, Chordata, Mammalia, Chiroptera, Vespertilionidae.